UCAAACCCCUGCCUCAUCAGGUGCAACAUAAAGCCCAAGCCCAAGCCCAAGCCCAAGCUUACAAAUACAAACCCCCGAACUAUCUUCACGAUGGCAUAUUCGUAAUUUCGGCGUCGUUAAACCUUGUGUCAAACACAGUCCUUUACCAGUAAAACGUGAUUCAUAUUUCAUACAAUUGUUCAUGGCUAUGGAGAUCGCCUACCGACUCUCAUUCCGUCUCCUUCCACUACUUCAAUCUGAAAAGUGCCUAAACCCCGGCGUUUUCAACCCAAUUUUCAGAAAAUCAUGUGCUCCCGUUUUGGGUCAUGUACACCAAGAACUGCCAUCCAAUACUAUAUUCACGAACCGGAGAAGUUACAGUCGGGCGUCCCCGUCAAUUGCCAGAGCAGGCUGGCUUUUGGGUCUUGGAGAAAAGAAGAAGACAAGCUUGCCCGAUAUAGUCAAAGCGGGUGACCCGGUUUUGCACGAACCCGCGAAAGAAGUUGAGGUCGGAGAAAUUGGGUCAGAUAAGAUCCAAAAGAUAAUUGAUGAUAUGGUUGCGGCGAUGAGGAAAGCUCCUGGGGUUGGUCUUGCGGCUCCACAGAUUGGAGUACCCUUAAGGAUAGUUGUUUUGGAAGAUACUAAGGAAUACAUUAGCUAUGCACCUAAGGAAGAGACUAAAGCACAAGACAGACGCCCUUUUGAUCUUCUGGUGAUUAUUAACCCAAAGCUUAAAAAGAAAAGCAAGAGGACUGCAAUGUUUUUUGAAGGGUGCUUAAGUGUUGAUGGAUUUAGAGCAAUGGUGGAGAGAUGCCUUGAUGUUGAAGUUUCUGGUUUGGAUCGUUAUGGCAAUCCCAUCAAAAUAGAUGCUUCAGGUUGGCAAGCUCGUAUUUUACAGCACGAGUGUGAUCAUUUAGAGGGAACUCUUUAUGUUGAUACAAUGGUGCCUAAAACAUUCAGGACGGUAGAAAACUUAGAUUUGCCUCUAGCAGAUGGAUGCCCCAAGCUUGGAGUUCGCUAGCUUAUCGUUUUGAAAAAAAUCUAGAUAAUUUGAUGCAAGGGGAUAAAGAUUGAGUUUCACAUACAUUUUGCUUGGAUUAUUGGACUCCUUUGUGCAAGUUUGUUCUGUUGUAAAUCAAAAUUCAUUUGUUCUCGAGCAAGGUGUAACCGCAUUAGGAAAGUGGCCAUCUCUGUUCAAUUCUGAGUGUCAGUUUUCAGUCAUGAAUAACCAGAUAAAGAUCUGAAUGUGUUAUAUACAUUCAGCCUAAUUUUUGUAAUUGGGAUUAUUGUACAAGUUUAUUUGAAUCAUAAUGAUAUAUAAAAGAGGCAUUUUCCCACCAAA
Molecule: messenger RNA, 1321 nt
Organism: Cannabis sativa
Lineage: Eukaryota; Viridiplantae; Streptophyta; Magnoliopsida; Rosales; Cannabaceae
Product: peptide deformylase 1A, chloroplastic
Exons: 4
Coding region: 182-1000 (272 amino acids)
Biological process (GO): N-terminal protein amino acid modification; peptidyl-methionine modification
Cellular component (GO): mitochondrion; chloroplast
Molecular function (GO): peptide deformylase activity
Source: RefSeq, a predicted model, not a curated record